This is a messenger RNA of Dinoponera quadriceps, 6596 nucleotides long. It is a transcript of the gene Bap170, whose product is annotated as AT-rich interactive domain-containing protein 2. Lineage: Eukaryota; Metazoa; Arthropoda; Insecta; Hymenoptera; Formicidae. The coding region runs from base 374 to 6010 and encodes 1878 amino acids. The transcript is spliced from 18 exons. Gene Ontology annotation, cellular component: SWI/SNF superfamily-type complex. Gene Ontology annotation, molecular function: DNA binding. The record is from RefSeq and is a predicted model, not a curated record. Gene Ontology annotation, biological process: regulation of DNA-templated transcription.
AGUGAGAAGAGAGGCAGAAAGAGAGAGAGAGAGAGAACGUGCUAGAGAAAGAGAUAGAGAGAAAGAGCAACGAAGAGGCCACCGGCCGACUUCGGGGCAGGACAAGACGACCCGAUGUUGGGAGCGGGUCGCGACCCCGUGUCGACCCGCGGUCGUCCUCGUCCUCGCGCGUCGUCGUGCAUCGUAGGAGCGACAACAGCAGCGACAGUAGCAGCCACAGUAGCAACGGCAGGACGCUCCUCGCGUAAAUGUGCCCCCGUGCGCGCCCAUGUGCACCUCCUUCUGCUUCUCUGCCCGCUGCCCCUGCGUGCCCUGUAAACCCAGAGCACACCCCGACUAGCACGCCCGCCGCGCGCACUCGUUACCCGCGAACAUGGCCAAGAUCCUCAACAAGGACCCCGUCACCUACGAGAGGGAGAGGGAGAACUUCCUGAAGGACCUCCGACACUUCCACGAGACCCGAGGGACUCUCUUCAAGAAGUCUCCGAGGAUCAACGGGAAGGAUAUAGAUCUGUAUCUGCUGUACGUGGUCGUCACCGCGCACGGGGGAUGGAUUAAGGUCAACACCAGGAAUGAGUGGGCGUCGUUGUGCGAACAAUUCCAUCUUCCCAACGGUUGUAUCAACAGCGGGGUCGGCCUCAAGCAGAUUUAUCUCCGGUAUCUUGACAGGUACGAGAAAGUUCACUUCUUAGGCGAAGAUGGUCAACAGGCUGACGACGACGACGAGGACUCCAGACAUCGGAAAUGGUCCGCCAGGGCGUUGCACUCCGUUCCUCUUACUUACAACCACCAUCAACACAACAUCGCAGAGUCCCUGCGCGAUUACAACGGACUCUCGGCGGACCUUUACAAGCCCUCCAAUUACGACAAGCUCGCACUGUCGCUCCUCUCGCCGCUGCCCAACGAGCAGGACUUCGCCAUCAACGUCUGCACACUUCUGUCGAACGAGGGCAAGCACACUCUGCGGCUCGACAAGUACCCCCGGCUGGUGAACAUCCUCCUAGCGCACGCCGGCGUAUUCGACUCGCCCGGCACGCGGCAGCUUUUCAUCGAAGUGUAUUCGCGCGUCCGCAACUACUCGAUCAACUCCUUCUGGUCGGACGUGCUGGACUCCCAGGACGUGAUAGAUCUUACGAACGAGAGGGCCUUUAUGAAGAAGCCGCCUAGCAGCUUGCCGACGUUUUCCAGACGGAAGACGCUCGAGAAGGAGAAGCAGGGUAAAAGUAACGCCGGCUCCACGUCGACGACCGAGAACGAGGAGCCGACGACGACGACGACGCCGACGCCGAUACCGACACCAAUUGACGUCGAUGGGGUUCUCCCGGAGUGCCCGCGACUGGAUCCGUUGGUGUCGUCACAUUCGGACGAGAGUCUGAAGGAUCAGAACCAAAAUUCCAUUAAGUUCGAGGAAGAAGACAAGGAUCUGUUCUGCGUCGGUCGGACGUUAGGCACGCAGGAUCCGUACGGGCAGCGCGUGCUGCAGAUCGCGUCGAUUCUGCGGAACCUCAGCUUCACGCCGGAGAACGCCACGGUGUUGGGCAGGAACCGGUGUUUCUUGAGAUUCGUGCUACUGUGCGUGAGGGCGAGAUGGAGCAAUCUGCACCAACUCGGCUUCGAUAUACUAGGGAACAUAGCGAAUGAAAUUAUUCUAAAGGAGGCCGGCGAGAGGAUAACGGACGUCGUGUUGUCGUGCGUGGCUCGGGGAAUCGAGUCCCAGGACAGGUUUAUCGUUAUAUCCUGCUUGGAGGUGCUUAACAAAAUCAGCCAGCAGGACAGUAACGAAGAGAUCGUCACGUUCGGUCUGGCGGACGGUGUAUAUGAACUUAUAUGCAGAUUUCUAGCCCUGAGUGACAUAGCUCUCCUAGUGUAUACGUUGGAAUGUUUGUACGCGUUAACCUCGCUGGGUGAGAGACCGUGUACGAGCGUGGCGCGAGUGCGCGGUGCCAUCGACACGCUGGUCGCCCUCGUCACCGUGGAGGCGCAGAGUUACGGCCCGAAGGCGUGCAUCCUAAUGAGAGUGGUCGAAACGGUGUCGACGGUGGCAGUGCAGCAGCAGAACACCGCGCAGAACAACGCACCCGCCACUUCGGCCGCGCCUACUACGACAGUAGUGUCCACGUCCGCUCCGUCUACCUCGGUCACGAUCACCACGACGCCAGCACCCGUCAGUCCGGCGCCUUCCCGACCUGCGACUCCGGCUACGACCUCGACCAAGUCGACAACGCACAAAGCAGUAGAGACGGCCAAUGCGAUUCAGCAGCAGAACGCGCAUCAGCAGAUCAUCCAGGAGAACGAGCAGUUUGCUUUGGGCUGGGUGAGGGCCACGUUCGAGCUCGCGCCGGGCGUACGCAUCGAGCAGGAGGAGCUGUACAAAAAGUAUCUCGGCUGCUGCACGAAAAUCGGCAGGCGAGGCGUGAUAGCGCCGCUGCACUUUCCGAGAUGCGUCAGAUCCGUUUUCGGCAAUAUCGUGGGGCCGAAUCCGUUGAAGGGCGAGAACACCGGUACCCAGUAUUACGAAGGCAUCCGAGUACGGUCGACGCCCGCACCGAUCACUUAUCCGAGCCAAACUGCUGUGGUAGCUACUAAUACGGUCCCGAUUCAGGCGAUCAACGCUACUCCAGUAAAGGUGCUUCCCGUUCAACAGCGUACAGUCAAGAAUAUAAGCCCCGCACCCGAUAGCACGGCCUCAGCCGAUAAUCCCGCGUCCGGAACACAAACGACCCCCCUAACCCCCGCGUCUCCGAUCCUCAAGGCCCAGUUGUCCGCCCCGCCGAAGCCCCCGUCCAACACCCAGAGUCAGUCCCAAAAUCCAGUGACCAAGGUUGAUUCUAAAAGUCAGGUGUCAGUGUCGCAUCCGCACCUGAGCCAAGCGUUGCUAGCCAGCGGCUCCCAAAUGCCGCACCAGCAGCAGCCGCAGCAGCAGUCGCAAUGUGUCCAGGUAGUUGCUAAGGAAGAUAAUCGAAGUGGCACUACGUCGAGUUCCAUUAUAAAGAGCCUAUUGGCUACUAAGGUAACAGUCAGCAGCGACUGCAUGCCCAGUGCUGCCGCGACUUGUGUGUCUACCCCUACUGCCUGCGUAACAAACACUACUGCUAGCAUCGCAUCCAGCAUCAGUGCCAACCAGCUAAUAACCAGCAACCAGGUCGCCCAACGACAGCAACAGCAGAGGUUACUGCAGCAGCAGAUGACGGGUGUGUUGCAGCCCGCAGCGCCCGCAGCCACGCCAGCCACAAUACUCCCAAAGACUCCCGUGAACGCCAAGCAGAAACCGGCAAUCGCACCAAUUCCUGCCAAAAAGAUACAGAGGCUCAACGGAGCCAAGUUCGUCGUGACUAAUAACUGCGAGAAGACUGAAGUAAACGAUAGCGACAAUGCCAAUCAAAUCGUCACGUCCACCACCACCACGGUGGUGCUGAACUCGACUGAGAACCACAUAUCCUCGUCACCGGCGAAGGUCUGCCGGCCGCCACCCCUGACCGCGACGAGCGUAGUCAUCAGCGGCGCCGCCGCCGCGGUCGCCAACAAGACGAAUCAGCGCACCACGUGUACUUCCAUAGCCGAGGACUCGGACUCCACCAACAACUCGCUGGCGUCGAGCAGCGGGAUCGGCGGCAGCCGAGACUGCUCCGGGGUCGGCGUCGAGGAGGAGAACUCUCUGACGAGUUUCGAGGGUAUCCUGUUGAACGGCGCGCCGAGCAACAUGGACAUCGACACGCAGGAGGACGGCUCGUCCAAGGACUCGUCCAGCGUGAGCUCAAAGCCGCUGCAGAGCAUGAUGCUGGCGGACCUGCUGGAGAGGAAGGUCGACAAGGAGCCGAUACUGAACGGCGUGCUCGGCAAGAACUCGAUCAACGAGAAGGAGAUGGAUCUGGUGGAGAAUCACAUAAAGAAAGUAUUAAAGGAAUCUCCGACGGAGCUGAAGAUUAAGUCGGACGUGGAGGGCGGCAACGUGAUACAGAACGAGGUGUCGGAGGACACGCUGAUAGAGGCGCCGCGGGGGAUCAAGAGGUCGGCCAGCGACUCGGACGAGCUGGAGAUCAAGAAGCCCAAGUAUUCCAACGGCACGAUGUCGCCCGAUCCGGCGGUCGACUCCACCACGGCGGAGUCGACGGUGUCGAGCAUCAAGUCCGAGGACGACGACAAGGACAGCGAGAAGGCGACCGUCUCGUCCACCGCGGCGAAUCUCUACGCCGCACUGGCGGCGGACUGCAUAGAGGACGAGACGGACCUUGAAGAGCAGCCAAACGUCACGAAGGACACCGUGAAGGAAGAGGCUGCUCCGCCUCCGCCUCCGCCUGUGCCGCUUCACGUGAAGCCGGAGGUGGUGACGCCGGUGAUGGUGAAGGAGGAUCCACCGUUGCACAUGAAGGAGGACCCGCCGGCUCACAUAUUCAUCAAUCAGAUCACCCAGGCGUCGCAGUCGCCGGCGCCUCAGCCGCCGCCACAGCAGCAGCAGCUCAUAGUGGCGACGUCCAGGCAGAUAGUCGUUCAGCCGGCCAUCCAGUCGAACAAUCAGGUGAUCAUCCCGACCACGGCGGUGAAGGGCAGACCGUCGCCGCCGCAGCCGCAAGUGUUGCUGCAGCAGAGCGCGGGCGGUCAGCUGCAGUACGUCGUGUCCGGUGCCAUGCCCGGGCAGAACUACGUGUUGGCGCAGCCGCAAACGGCUCUGGUGCAAGGGCAAGGUCAGACAGUGCUGCUGGCGCAAACCACGCCGCAGCAGGGCACCGGCACCAAGACGAUCAUCAUACUGCAGUCGCAGACCGCGCCGCAGUCGGCCCCGCAGAAGAUGGUGGCGGUUACGCCGCAGGGCCAGCCGCUGGUGGUGGCGCAGGUGCAACGGCCGAUCCUCCAGAGCCCGGCGCUCAGCAACAUACCGCCGCCUCUCGUGCCCACCUCGGCGACGAUCCCUCAGACUUCCAUCAUAGUAAACAGCUCGGUGGUGUCGCAGACGAACCCGAACACGGUGACUGUGACGAUCCCGGCGAUGACCCAGCAACAAACCCCGGUCUCCACCAAUCUGCCGUCCAGGGUGGUCACGCCUACCCCGCCGUCGACGCCGCCACCUACGAGGCCGGCGACGCCCCACCAGACGAUCGCCACUCACGGCGUGGUCACCGUCAAGUCGCCGCUCGCGAAGGUCGUCAAGACGGUCAGCUCGUCGACCUCCACCGAGCCGGAGUCGAAGCCCUCCACGAGCCAGCAACCGACGUCGCAGGUGACGGAGAGCAAAACCAUCACGAUCAAAAUCGACCCCAACGCCUACCUGUGCGAGUGGCGAGGCUGCCUUCGGCAAUUCAAAACACCGCACGAGGUCUAUCUUCACGUGUGCGAGAGCCACUGUCCGACCGGAAGCGAGGAGAUAUUGUGCCUAUGGGCGAGCUGCGACGCACUCAAGAGACGCAGGUUCUCGUUGAUGACGCACCUGUACGAUAGACACUGCAACGCAGACACGAUGUCGCUGAGGAGGAAACAGUUGACUAUGACGGGCAAGACCGAGGUCUCCACGUCUACACCCCCGACUCCGCAUCAUCCUGGAUACGCACCCAACGCCGCAUUCCACGCGAUCAAACGGCACGCCCUGGAGUUCGUGAACCCCAAGGAGCUAAUGAGACGGAGUGACGCAGCGAGCAACGAGCAUGUGACACAGGGCUGCGCGCCGAAAAGAACCGCCUCUCGCUAUCAGUUGAUACCCAUCGUUGCUAGAAGAUCUUCAGACCAGCAAAGGCCGACCAAGCCCGCUGCAGCCACCUCAAGCACUUCUUCCCCCAGACCUGGGCAAAAUCCUCCGCCAGAACAGGAUGACAACGAAGGUCCGGUGACCAAAAGUAUUCGCCUAACGGCAGCUCUCAUUCUUAGAAACCUAGUCAUAUACUCAACACACGGUAGAAGGCACCUCAGAGCAUACGAGCCCCACUUGGCAGGCGUGGCGUUAAGUAACGUCGAAUCAUCGAGAACGAUCGCACAAGUACUGUACGACAUGAAUGACCAGAGUAGCAGUAGCCAUAGGUGACCUCUUGAAUCAGGCCUCUAAAAAGUUCUAUUAACGUUGCGAGCAGCGAUCAACUUGCAUUAUUUCGAGUCACACACGGCGUGCGGGAGUGCGACGAUGCAUCGGCGGGGGUGGGUAACGGGUGUUCUCGCGAAAUCACUCACUGAUGUUGGUUGGUGCAUGGGUGGGUGGGUGUGUGGGACGAAGGGAGGGAGGGAGAAAGAGGAGGAGGAGGAGAUGGUGAUGAGUGCGUACGUCUAUUACGCGUGUGUGUAUGUGUGUGUGUGUAUGUGUGGUAUGCCCACAUUACGGAUCGAAGGCUAUAGGACUGCGGAAGGAGCAGGACAGCACUGGAGAUAAAUGUUCCAUAUAUAGAAAAAAAGAGGCCUAUAAACUUACUAGGCAAAUCGUUUUGCCAAUUUAGACUAAAAUAUGAACUGUAACUAGUGACACGAAACAAAGACAGUAGCUGAAAUGAUAACGUGGCAAGGUGAUAAUGCGUUUGCGAGUUAGCGAGAACGAGCGAGAGAAAAAUAAGAGAGUUAGAGAGCGAGUGAGAAAUAGCGAGAGCGUGUGGGAUUGUGUGUGUGUAUGCGUACGUGCGCGU